Molecule: messenger RNA, 1752 nt
Organism: Apiotrichum porosum
Lineage: Eukaryota; Fungi; Basidiomycota; Tremellomycetes; Trichosporonales; Trichosporonaceae
Exons: 7
Coding region: 1-1752 (583 amino acids)
Biological process (GO): transmembrane transport; carbohydrate transport
Cellular component (GO): membrane
Molecular function (GO): carbohydrate:proton symporter activity
Source: RefSeq, a predicted model, not a curated record
AUGACCGACACCACUCUAGCACACAAUAACAAGCUGGACAACGACAUUCACACCCACCGCGAAAAGACGAGUCACGAGGGUCAUGAGUCAGGCUUCGAGACACCCCCCAUCGACUAUGAGGAAGCUGCCGCUAUCGCCCCCACUCGCCUCAAGGGCAAGGCUUUGACGUUUAUGGUGACCUUUGUGGCGGGCACUGGAUUUACCCUGUUUGGAUAUGACCAGGGUGUCAUGGGAGGCCUCCUCUCGUUGGAGUCCUUUGAGAGCACCUUCCCGCAGACCGUUACCCGUUGGCAGGGCGGCGGCGGGAACGCUUCUACGCUGCAGUCGCUCCUUAUUGCCAUCUACGAGCUCGGCUGCAUGGCCGGUGCUCUGUCCAACCUCUGGGUCGGUGACAAGAUUGGCCGUCGCCACACCAUCAGUCUUGGCGGUCUCAUCAUGAUUGUCGGAGCUAUUCUGCAAGCUGCCUCUGUCAACUACCCAAUGAUGCUUGUGGCACGCGUUAUCACUGGUCUCGGAAACGGUCUCCUCACUUCAACCGUCCCGGCUUACCAGUCCGAGUGCGCCAAGCCCGCACGCCGCGGCCAACUCGUCCUCUUUGAAGGCUCCCUGAUCACCUUCGGCAUCAUGGUCUCGUAUUGGAUCAACGUCGGCUUCUUCUUCCCCAAGUCUUCCGUGUCGUGGCGCUUCCCCAUCGCCUUUCAAAUCGUGUUUGCCGUCAUCAUGAUCGUCUGCAUGUACAUGUUCCGCCUUCCCGAGUCUCCCCGUUGGCUCGUCGCAAAGGGCAGGAACGCAGAGGCUCUGGCUGUCCUUGCGGCCCUCGACAACACGUCUGUCAGCGACCCCGAGGUUCGGCGUACUUGGCACGGUAUUGUAGAUGCCGUCAAGGCUGAAGACGCGUCUGGAUUUUCGUUCCGCCAGCUGUUCACCGGUGGAAAGACACAAAACUUCCGUCGUACGCUCCUCGGAAUGGCCAGCCAAAUGCACCAGCAGAUUUCAGGUAUAAAUCUCAUUACCUACUAUUUAACUCUUGUACUUGAGAGCAUGGGUCUCUCCACCUUCAUGUCAAGAGUCAUUGCAGGAGUGAAUGGAACGACCUACUUCUUGACGUCUCUCGUCGCACUGUUCCUCAUCGAACGAAUCGGACGAAGGAAGUUGAUGGUCUGGACGGCGAUCCUUCAAGCCGCCACAAUGGCGAUCCUCGCUGGACUAUACAAGAUCAACAAGGCCGGCUCCGUUCCAGCCCAAGUCAUCUCUGUUCUCUGCCUCUUCCUCUUCAACACCUGGUUCUCGGUCGGCUGGCUCGGUAUGACCUGGCUCUACCCCGCGGAGGUUACGCCCCUCCGUAUCCGUGCUCCGGCCAAUGCCAUGUCGACAGCCACUAACUGGCUCUUCAACUUCAUGGUCGUCAUGGCCACUGGCCCCAUGUUCGACAAGAUUGGUUGGGGAACCUACGCCCUCUUUGCCGCCACAAACGGCCUCAUCAUCGCGCCCAGCGUCUACUUCUUCUUCCCUGAGACGAAGAAGUACUCUCUCGAGGAACUCGACAUCAUCUUUGCCCUUGCCUAUGAGACGGGCGAGAACCCCGUCAAGGUGUCUGUCUCGGGCGACAUUCCGCCUGCGGGCUCGCGCGAGGCAGAGAUCAUCCUGGGCCGCGCAGACCGUGAUGUUCCCGAGCACGCGGGUGGACUCACCCGUCGUCUGUCGCGUGCGAUUAGCCGCGAAUCGGGACGCCGCCCAUCGGCCGCUGUUUGA